AUGUUUUUUGUAACUUUUUUUGAAGAUUUUACUGUUUUAAAAAAAAUUGGAAAAGGUAAAUAUGCUAAAGUUUAUAAAGUAAAAAGAAAAAAUUCUAUAGACGAAAAUUAUUAUGCUGUUAAAUUUUUAUGUAAAAGACCUUCAGAAACAAUAUAAAAUUAAGUAGAAGCCGUAAUGAAUGAAAUCCUAAUUUUAAGAUAAUUAGAACAUGAAAAUUGUAUUAAGUUAUACCAAGUAUAUGAAGAUAACGAGGGAUAUUAUUUGGUAUUCGACCUUUUAGAUUUCGAAAAUACUAUAUAAAAAUAAAUAGAUAAAAUAGAAGACCCUAAGUAGUUGUAGGAAUUCAUAAAAGAAAUAAUGCGUUAAAUAUUAAACGGAUUAAUAUAUUUACAUUCUAAGUAAAUAAUGCAUAGAGACAUAAAAUUAUAAAAUAUAAUGCUUUAAAAUAACGAGAAUAGUUUUAUUGUAAAAAUCAUUGAUUUUGGAUUUGCUUAAUUUAUAAAUAAAAAAUAUAUUUUUGUACAUGUAGGUACUCCUGGAUAUGUUGCACCAGAAAUUCUAUAAAAUUAAUAAGAUAAUAAUAGAUAUAACGAGAAAUGUGACAUGUUUUCGUUAGGAAUUUUGUUUCAUUUAUUACUGACAGGAUAACAUAUUUUUACAGGAUAAUAAUUUAUUUAAAUUUUAUAAAAAAAUAAAGAUUUAAUUACCUUAAAAUAGAUUGUCUGCUUUUGA
Molecule: messenger RNA, 732 nt
Organism: Ichthyophthirius multifiliis
Lineage: Eukaryota; Ciliophora; Oligohymenophorea; Hymenostomatida
Product: protein kinase domain protein
Exons: 4
Biological process (GO): protein phosphorylation; mitotic DNA damage checkpoint signaling
Cellular component (GO): cytoplasm; nucleus
Molecular function (GO): ATP binding; protein serine/threonine kinase activity
Source: RefSeq, a predicted model, not a curated record